AUGGACUGGAGUAUCCUUGGCCUAGACCAACCACUGAUUGAGCCUCAAAGCAUUGAUACGGAUCAUCUCAUAGCAACACCGCCUAUCAGUGAUGAUAUCAACCCAACCCCAUCAGCUCAGAUCACUGUAGUGUCUCAACUGACCGAUCUCAUGGCUGCAUUUGAUCGUAUGCAGAACAGCCCUCCUGCCUCGUUGACACAACAUCUCACCUUACGCGAACUCAACGAGUUCAUGAAAGUUUGCGACGUCAACGUUGGGGCAUUCCUUGAAGAGUUACUCCAGAGUGCCCAAAAGCUGGUCCACUUAUACCCUCAAGUUCUCAAACAACUUGAACCUAGGGGUAUAACAUCCUGCGAGGCCCCAGACUGUGUACAUAAUUCGCCGUUAUUUUCGGAUGCCCGGCAUAAACUCUCCAUUGACCAGUCGCUUAUUCAUCUUGUGCUGGCAUGCCACCUCCGGCUGCUAGAUUUGGUCGAUAACAUCGUCAAUCAUGGACGCAUGUGUGCUCAUGCAGUCCCGAUGCUACCCCCAGAGUGCGAACCCAGACUCGACAUUCCAGAAAUUAAGAUCGGUUCCUUUGUUGCACCAAAGAUUUCUGCUGCAUCAAUGGUGAUAGCUUUGGUAAUUGAGCUUCAGACAUCCCUCAAUGCCAGAGCUCAGAACUUACACGACGUGGUUUCAUCAAACCUUGGCCACGAUGCGAGGACAGCAAAGAUUCUCGGCCUGCAGUGUGAGUCUCUGAAAGAGCAUGCUACACAAACUGGCUCAGAUCUCCACUCUCUUCGGGAGCAUCUUCAGAACUUGGGCGUCAUCCGAUGA
Molecule: messenger RNA, 819 nt
Organism: Fusarium pseudograminearum CS3096
Lineage: Eukaryota; Fungi; Ascomycota; Sordariomycetes; Hypocreales; Nectriaceae
Exons: 1
Coding region: 1-819 (272 amino acids)
Source: RefSeq, a predicted model, not a curated record